CCUGAGCCGAUGCCUUUGUGCAUGGAUGGCCUGCUCAGGGCUGAAAGAAUCCUCCUGCCAAUCUUGCCUGGCACUCGAGUCCUCCGAGCCCUGCUUCGUGCCCUCAUCCUCCACUUCGCUUCGAUCUGUCCGCUGGCACGAUGAUAACCCACCUUUCAUCGCAGCCGUUACCGUUUUCUGGUCGUAUGCUACAUGCCAACAGCAAGCCCAUUACGCAACCUGGCGCAAAAAGCGGCGACCACGACCUCCCCUUACCUUCCGUCCUCUGCUUGGGCCAAAACUAUCCAGAUGCGCCUUCUUCCAUGCUACUAGACGCGGUUGGGCGUGAAGAGCAGAAAGCCUAAUCAGGCAGCAUCUGGAGCAGUUCCUACGGGACGAUAGUGACUCUCGGAUGAGGUGUUUAUCGCACCAUAGCACUAGAUUUACGUUUCGGCAGCAAUCUUACCGUGGCUCAUGGCUCACGGGGUCGUCGACAGGCAAAUCUGCCUCACAGGCACGACUAGCCCCGACUUUGCCACCAUUUCAACCAUGACUGCUCUCUCGCCUAUCGCAAGCUUGAAACCCCCGGAAGUCCAGGACAGACACAACAUUAGUACCGUUCCAUACUCCGCUCAUGUUCAUGGAUUGAAAGAGUCAAGAUGACCCCUGCAAAUGCAGCGGGUGAGAAAUCUGCGACUGGUUUGUGGCCCAAGGCUUGGAACUCCGCCAGCCUCAGAACUGGAGACGGAUUGGAAUGCCUGUUCCACAACCGAACUCUCACAUCACAAACCACCAAUUCCACAACUACGCGUAACUUAAGCCAUCUCCUGUCCCGAGUUUCGGUCCUCGCAGCGCCCUUAACCCCCACCACGUCUACUAUCGAUCCUUUGACCAGGAAAUGCACGACUUCUAAGCGACGGCUACCGGCCUGUUCCCGCUGUCAUUUCCGUCACGCCACUUACCAUCGAUCCUAGUUUCGCCUAUGUCCAGAAUUUCUGGUCCACGGCGCCCUCCCUGGCACCAGAUCGUACCAGCACCUCCCUUCUAGGGUUGCUAAGGGACACUGGCACCUGGCUGGCGAUGCCAAGCGCGAGUUUGGAGAGAUCGUCGAGUCCCAGAUUUAUAAAGUCUCGUGCUUUUGGUUGAUAAAAUGUGGGUAUCCGAAUAUGCUCGCUUAUGUUAGAUCGCUGGAUUCCUCAGCAAAGGUUCCUCCAGCUGGGCGAACAUGAGUACUACUUUGCAAACCCGCCUAUCUGUCAGACCAGCCUUUGUUACUUCUUCAGCUUCAGACCGUCUGCAAGCGUUCCCAGAGCCCAAUGAACAUUCCCAGCAGGUGAUGCCAUCCCAUCAUCCGCGACCUCAAACGCAUGUGGACUCUGGAAAUGGGGUCAACGGAUAUUCAACGAGCCCCCCCUCGGCGUUGAGUGGGCCGUAUCCAUUGGAGCCGUCUUUGGCAAUUUCACCGUCCUUUGAACCACCAAAUCUACAACAUCCUCCCGCACCCUUGGGAUUUUAUGCGCAGAGCGAGCAUGCCUUUCCUUCUUCAUCUGUACCCCAGUCCCGAACAUCAAUAGCACGUCCCCCAGAAACUACCCUUCCACCGCCGACCAGACAAACCCAUGGUGUUCCGCCGAUUGGACCGUCUACUAGCAGGCCGCAAGAGUCGUCACCAUAUCUAUCGAGGAGCAACAGAAGUUCAUUGUCGGAUGCGUCCACCGGUUAUGGUGGGAUUCCAGCGUUUCCUCCCGUGCAACAACAAAUGACUACAGUAUCAAGUUCAUCGGUUGAGCCCGGCGGGUAUGCGAAAAAGUGUCAGCUUCACAUUAGACAGCAUCCUAGGGCUGCGCGCGCCGGGCCUGAUGGGAAAGAUAGAAGGGCUAUUGAUCCGCCACCAAUUGUACAGCUGCUCAUGGACGAUUUCGAUCCCGAUUCAGAACAAGAUGUUGAAGAGUUGCAUAGCCAAUGGUGGGUAGUGUAUUGUUCCUUGAUCAGCGCGCAGUCUCCGGACACGAAUGUAUCGACUCUGCCCCUUAUCACGGAAGAUGGCCGGAGGGAGUUGCAGCGGUUGCUGCUGGGUACGUUGACCGCAACCCCAACUCCUACCGACGACGAUCCAGAUCCGCCAACAAUGCCUUCUCAUCCCAACACAAGGCCUCCCAGUCCGACGUCCAGAUUCUUGCCCGCGAGUUCACGGCACAAGGCUAAGUCACAGAGAGAGCCCCAUCAAAUACCGGGGACAUUCUUCAUCUUUGCCGAUCUCUCAGUCCGCAAGGCUGGGGAAUAUCGUCUACGCUUUGACCUCAUGAAACUUAGCGAUGACAAAUUUCAGGCUGGUUCAAGUGUGCCCACCACCCACAGUGUGGUCAGCGAUGUUUUCAAGGUAGUCAAUGCGAAAGACUUUGAUCAGGUCCAACCCAGCACGAAUCUGGUCAAGGGUUUACUGGAACGAGGUGCAGGCUUUCCGCUGAAGUUGAAGAAGGGCACACGAGAAGGACAAAGGCGCAAGAGGACCCGAUCCGAGUUAGACAGCGAGGAUGAUUCGAAUCAGGAGGACAACUACGACUGAACACGAGGAUUUUACGAGAAACACGACUAUCACGCUCCGCGGAGCGCAGGGUAUCGCCAGGCUGGUGCUCCCUAAUUUGUCCAGAUGCUGAAGAUUCUGAGCUAAGGCAACUCUUUGAGCAGACAGUUCGACAGCAUGUCAACGCCACGCGACACAUAUCUUCCUUCCACGGCAAGAAUGAUUAUCUCGCCUGGAAGGAUUUCUAGGGGCUAUCGGCACCGGGCCUAUCUAGAAAAUUUUGGACUUUACUAUGGUUAAUUUUUUUCGGGCCAUCAAUCACCCGAAGGAAGUUCUGCAACCACAUGUCCAAGGACCUCAUCGAGUCAUAACCACACCGAAAUGAAAAGCUUUUUGUUGAGAGGGUCGGAAAGCGCCAACUUGCGGACGACCAGACCAGAGUUGGCCAUUACGACAGAGGGGCUGGGCUGAAACGGGUCGAAAUAUUGACGGCCGAAGAUUGCUGCUGCCAGUGGUUGGCAACGCGUUCGUUCGUCCUGCCGUUUGGAUAUUGUUUGGUGGAAUUCAAUUGUCAGGUCUAGCAUUAAACUUUCGAUUAGGGUUGAGACUGGGGUGAAAGUCAAAUGUCGAAACCGAUCGAAAAGGACGGGAGCAAGUGGAGUGCUGCCACAAGACCGGGAUUCGGGAUGGUGGUGUGAUAUUAGUUUACAUGUAUCUACAUGUAGUAUCCAGGCGGACAAAAAGCUUGCUAGAACAGGCCCCCGGUCUAUAGUGACACUGUUGACAGGUGCAUAGGUAGCUGAAAACAGGAGAACCUGGUGACUACUGAACCACGAUCCCCGGGUGCCCACCCCGGCCGGUGGUGUAAAUAUCCAAGGUUGGAAAACAAGGGCCCAAACUGUACAGCCUGAGGCUGGUACCAAAAGGGCUGCGCGGGCAGUGCAUCCAAUUCGAACAUUGUCUCAAAUACAUUAUCGUCCUUGCAAACGUCUCGUGCAGCUCUGCUCCGAACAAAUAGGAUUCAAGAUACCACCUACCUUUUUGCAGGUGGUGGUCGUAUUCCGGGAUGUAUCACCGGCCACUGGC
Exophiala dermatitidis NIH/UT8656 is the source of this 3589-nucleotide messenger RNA. RefSeq lists its product as uncharacterized. The transcript is spliced from 3 exons. Lineage: Eukaryota; Fungi; Ascomycota; Eurotiomycetes; Chaetothyriales; Herpotrichiellaceae. The coding region runs from base 1205 to 2545 and encodes 446 amino acids. The record is from RefSeq and is a predicted model, not a curated record.